AUGAAUAACAUACUUUAAACUUAAAUAAUGAAGGAUAUAAAGAGAGAUCACGGAUAAUUUUUAUUAGAGAAAAUGCUUGAAAAAUUUAAACUUAUUGUUUUUUAAGAAUAGGAGGUAAUAUUCAGGAUAGGUGAUGUUGGAAAUAAAUUAUAUAUAUUGUUAGGUGGUCGAUUAGGAGUUUAUAUGGAAUUAGAGGAAUACCAAUAUGAAUUGAAAAAAAUUAAAGAUAUUUUGUAUUAAUUCACUUAUCUCUAGACCAAAUGAUCAAUUCGGAGAAAAUGCAUUACAUAAUUAAAAUUGUAAAAGAAAUCAAACAAUCAUUGCUUUAGAACAAAGUACUAUAGCUUAUCUAACCAGAUAAGACUAUUAAUCACUUAUUGGUAAGUACAAGUCAGACAACCUAGAUAUAAAAUUAAAACUAUUAAAUAAGUUAGAUUGUUUUCAAUCUUGGACGAUUGGAUAAUUUAAAAGUUUUAGUUGCUAUAUGUUUUUAUAAAAUUUUUGUUUAAAUGAAAUAGUUUAUAAAGAAAAUGAUGAUUCAUAAUUUUUAUAUAUUGUCUAAGAUGGCCAAUUUGAAAUGAUUAAGUCAAUAUAAGAUGAUAAAUAAUAACUAAGAAAAAGAACUAAAAGAAUGUAUGAUUAAUUUUAGAUAAUAGCUAAGUUGUGUACUAAAUGAAGGUUAGAUGUUUGGUGAAGAAUCAUUAAUGAGAUCAUUAGAACAAGAUCCAUAAAUUUUAUCACCUAUAACUAAUUUUGUUUAUAUACAAAGAUAUUCUACUGUAAAAUGCAUGAGUAUAUGUGGUUCUUUGUUUAGAAUAUCAAGAUAAGACAUUAUUGAAAGAUGUUGGGAUGAAAUAACAAAAUUAUCAUUUUUAUCUCUUAUAAUCAAAUUGAAAAAUUUUAGAUUGAAACGAGUAAAUUUAUUACAGCUUAACUAAGAAUUCAAUGAAAAUCUUACUGAUUUUGAAAUAGGUAGAAAGCUUAGAAAUAAUUCAACUCAAACUUAAAAAAAAAUUACAUUAGAACCAAUAUUUACAAAUACAUAUUUUAAAAAAUAUUUUGAGUAAUAAUAAGUGAAAUCUAAGUCAUCUAAAAUUAUGAGAAACAAGUUUUAAAUAAGAUUAAAUUCAAUUGAUUAAUCUUUAAAUACAUAAAAUUCUCCAAAGAUAUCAAUUUAACGAAAAGCAUCAUAAUUUCAUAAAAUGUUAUCAUAAAGGUAUCAUAAAAGUACAAAUAAACAAGAUAGUAAAUCAUUUUCAUUUGAUUUUCCAUCAAAUAAUGUUGGAUACUAAUAUUAUAAACAGUUUUUAACUAGUGAAAGAAUAAAAAGUUUACAUUGUUGA
Molecule: messenger RNA, 1343 nt
Organism: Paramecium sonneborni
Lineage: Eukaryota; Ciliophora; Oligohymenophorea; Peniculida; Parameciidae
Source: the annotation of a GenBank genome assembly